Molecule: messenger RNA, 1490 nt
Organism: Ostrinia nubilalis (European corn borer)
Lineage: Eukaryota; Metazoa; Arthropoda; Insecta; Lepidoptera; Crambidae
Product: neurotrimin-like
Exons: 9
Coding region: 99-1265 (388 amino acids)
Cellular component (GO): neuron projection
Source: RefSeq, a predicted model, not a curated record
GAAAAACAGUGAUUUGAGUUGAAGAGAAGAAGUGAAAUGUUUAAAAUAAGUGAGACAAUAACGUUAAGUGAAGUGUGAGUGAAUUGAAUUCGAUCAAAAUGUUAAGAAAACUUUUUUGGACUGUGCUCCAAGGCUUCGUUUUGCUGCCAACUAUAGCAAUCAAAGAUUCGAACAUAAUAAAUCGCAAGAUGGCCGACGUGCCGCAGUUCGAGAAGCCGAUCGGGAACCAGACCUUCCACAUCGGCAGGGAAGCGGUGCUGGGGUGCUCCAUCGUCAACUUAGGGAAACAUAAGGUCGGCUGGCUCCGAGCUGAAGACCAAACAGUCCUGUCCCUUCACGAGCGAGUGGUGCUCGGCCCGCGGUACUCCGUCAGCCUGGACUCUCCGAGCACCUGGCAGCUGAGGAUCAGGCCUCUGAGGGCAGAGGACCGGGGCUGUUACAUGUGCCAAAUCAACACACAGCCCGUCAUGAAGUGGCAGAUUGGCUGCAUCGAUGUUUAUGUGCCCCCAGACAUCAGCAACGAAGAGACUUCAACGGACGUGUCAGCCCAGGAACUGGACAACGUCACUCUCUCCUGCAAAGCUACCGGCCACCCUCCUCCCAAGAUCACGUGGAGGAGAGAGGACCACGACCAGAUGCUGCUGAAGAAAGUUGGCGGCAGAGACUUUUAUAAAGUGGAGAGCUACGUGGGCAGCUCCCUGCCCCUUUGGCGGGUGGACCGGCGGCAGAUGGGCGCGUUCCUCUGCAUCGCCUCCAACGACGUCCCUCCCGCCGUCAGCAAGCGGAUCAUACUGAAUGUCAAUUUCCCACCUACGGUGAUAGUGCCAAACCAGCUGUUAGGAGCGCCGCUUGGAACCGAUGUGGUGCUAGAAUGCACCGUAGAAGCAUACCCCAACACCAUCAACUACUGGGUCAAGAACCGUGGCGAGAUGCUGCUAGAUGGGCCAAAAUACAUAAUAAGCGAGGAGAGGUCAUCCUACAAGGUGAUGAUGAAGCUGACCAUCAAGCAGUUCUCGAAGCACGACAUCGGGACCUACAACUGUGUCAGCACCAACUCCUUAGGGAAGAGCGAAGGGACCUUAAGGCUUUAUGAAAUAAAGCUGUACCCCAGCUCGCAGUCGGCCGCAGAAGUGAAUGUAGGCGGUCUUACAGAAGGUGCUGUGAAACAGAAGCCAGCUUCAAGUGACUCAAGCGAGGUGUUUUCCAGAACACUCUAUCUUUUAACACUCGUUAUCGUAGCCGUUGUUAAAUUAGAGGUAAUGUAAAUAAAAUUAAAUGUUUCAAAUGAAAGACUGUAUAUAAAUGAAGUCAAUAACGUUACUGUAGUAAUUUGAGGUAAUUUUUCGUGACUGAAUAUAAAGCUUAGUAAUAAAGAAAAAAUGUCGAAAGUCUGAGGCUGAGUUGCACCACCUAACUUUGACCGUAACUAUAUCGAUAACCGGUGUUUUUGGUAUGGAGUUUGACAGAUUGAUGACGUUUGUCAAAGUUAA